UUAUGGAUUCAUACAAAAAUGACAGUGAAAUGACAUAUAUUAUAAACAUAAUCAUUGCUAUUUUUGCAAUAAAAAUCCAAACGUCCUCCUCCUUGCAUGUGGCUCGUUGGUCUAGGGGUAUGAUUCUCGCUUUGGGUGCGAGAGGUCCCGGGUUCAAAUCCCGGACGAGCCCUCUGUUUUCUUGUACAAUCUCUUGAUCUAUUCAUUUAAUUUUCAACGUUCUGUCUUAAUCUGAGCCUACACAGUUUACCUAUGUUUCUCCAAGCCCCUCCUCUACCUCCCACCCACGCUCCUCCACCUGCCGUCCGCCAAAGCCCGGAACAAAGAGCGUCUCGGCCAUUCUGCUUCCCCAGCUGUUGCUCUGGGAGGGUUCAGGCCGUGAGAAACACAGAGAUGUUCCGCCCCCAAAAACGGACGCUCCUAACAGGCGGCAGACGAGCCGGUUCUCUGACACUAUUCACUGCAGAGAGGCUGAGCUGCUCAGACACAGAAGAUACAGAUCAGAAGGAGGGAUAAUUAACGGGUUACCUGCAAAGACCAGCUGUGGACACACCCUGGGAGCUUGGCGCCUGCAGCAUCCAUCAGCUCCAACAGGUUUUGCCAUCACAGCCUCCUGGUAGACUUCCCUCUCCAGAUCAGAUUUUCUUGGCGAAACUUCCUGCCAUCCACCAGUCCGUCUCCACCAUGGUUCUCUGCGAGGAUGGCGAGUGCAGCGUCUGCCUGCUGCCCUACUCCCGGAUGGACCGGAUCCCUCGGGUGCUGCACUGCCGCCACACCUUCUGCGACCCGUGUCUGGAGACCAUUUCACAGGUCAGGAGUGGCCUGAUGACCGUCGGCUGCCCUCUGUGCCGCCGGAUCACCUGCAUAGGUCGAGGACUCAGUCUGCAGGAAGCUCUUUGGGUCAAUAACAAACUGUGGGAGCAGAUACCAGAGGAGGAGGAGGAGGAGGAGGAGGAAGAAGAGGAGGAGGAGGGGGAUGGACUGAAGGGAAAAUCUGAGGAGGAGAGGAUGCAGGCUAAACAGCAGCCCUCAUCACAGGCAGGAUGCGUCUCCAUGAGGUCCAACAGAACGAAGCUCAGACUGCCAGCGUUCUUCAAGAGGUUCAGCUGGACGAAGCAGCACCAAGAGAGGAUCGUCCCCGGAGGAAACGUGGAAAUGAAAUCCUGGCGCAGACUUUCAACUGACUUUUAGAGAAGUUCUCAGGACUUCAUGUGUGGACGUUAAACACCACUAGAAGGCCAGACUCAACUUUGUUUGAACAGUGGAUGAAAGUUGAGGACUGAGAAUCCAUUUGUGUUCCUGUCAAGACGAUGUUUUGUCCUCAGCCAAAGGUUCCUCGUCUCCCCAUUAUUUAUUCUGGGCUUAAUUCUCCCAGCUGGUGCUGUGGGAUUUAGUUCAGCUGUCCCAGUGGGGCCAACACCCAGAGACCCCCUCCCAACAGAUGGUCUCCUCUGUGUUUGAACCCUCAACAUCAUAACUUAUUCCUUUUUUUAAGUUAAAAUAGCUAGCUGACAAAGUAUUUAAUAAAACUAUUUUUGAAACUA
Molecule: messenger RNA, 1544 nt
Organism: Acanthochromis polyacanthus (spiny chromis)
Lineage: Eukaryota; Metazoa; Chordata; Actinopteri; Pomacentridae
Exons: 4
Coding region: 685-1191 (168 amino acids)
Biological process (GO): protein ubiquitination
Molecular function (GO): ubiquitin protein ligase activity
Source: RefSeq, a predicted model, not a curated record